Messenger RNA from Durusdinium trenchii, 14067 nucleotides. Lineage: Eukaryota; Dinophyceae; Suessiales; Symbiodiniaceae. The record is from the annotation of a GenBank genome assembly.
AUGGUACUGAGCCUUACAACUUCUCUGAAGGAAAUGAAGGCGGAGCAGAAAGAAGCGAUGGAACGACUGGAUUUCAAUAUGGACCACAUGUUGGCCCAAGUGGAGUCAUGCAUCACUGCUGCCGAAGGCACCAGCGAAGGUGAUUGCCGCACACGUCCUCAAGGGGGAGAAGCAAAGGAGGAGCUGCUCCACAAGCCGCCGAAGGACGAGCCGUCUGCGGGUGCUGCGUCCGUGUCCCCUGCGUUGAAGCGCUUGCGGUCGGAAUUGGACGACGCGGUCGUCCACGGCCGGCCGUUGCGGCGCCGCGCCGUUCUGGCCGCCUUGAGGGAAGGCGUUGGAGUAGAGGAGGAGCUCGCAGCUCGUGCCGGGCCGAAGACGACUCUGCUGGGCCAUGCCUUUCUUCAGGCGCAAUCUUUGCAAGAAGAGCUGGAUCUAUCCUUGAUUUUGUCCUUACUUCGAGCCAAAGCUGAUCCCAAUCGUCCAUUGAAUGAAGAACUCCCAGCGCCGAUUGCCACUUUGCUGCUGUGCUGGGAGAUCAAAGAAGCUCAAACCUCCGAUCGACCAUUGGAAGAGUUGCUAUUUGUUGGUCUCAGUGAUGCAGGAGCUGAGGGAAAGAAGGUUUGCCACCACCAUGUCGCAUCCCUGGAUUCCUCACCAUGGACUUUGGCCCUUCAAAGUCCAGAAAAGCAUUGGGAUGAAGAAGUUCAGGCACUGGUGAAGUUUCAAGCACACAUUGAUUGCCGUUUUCCUUUGGGUGGUGUGGUGGCCAGCGCGCUUGGUCACCAGAUCCUUGCGAAGAAUGUGCACGGAUGCCAAGAAUUGCUGAAGCUUCGAGCCUGUCCUGACUGCUACAUUGAACGUUCUGGCAAAGAAGAGAAGUUAGUAGCCGUGGCAGUUGCCAUGGAGAAGCAAGACAAAGAAGCUGCUCUGGACAUUCUGCGACAUCUGAUCGAUCACAAGCCGUACAUGCUGACACCGGUCCUGUUGGAAGGUGUAUCAAUGACUUUUGAAGCAGCUUUGAGGAACCUGGCGAAGAAGGACAGUGAUUGGCUUAGCCUGGCCACCAAGGCGCAGGUGACUCUGGAUGAUGACAGUGAGGCAGGUGGGUCAGACUCUGAUGGUGAUGACCGCUCAGAAAGAUCUGAUGACGAAGAUGGUGAAGAUGAUGACGAGGAAGAGGAAGAGAGUGAAAAGAAGUCAGAAGCAAUGGAGGUCUUUGAAGAGAUCACUGAGGGUGCCGAAGUGGUUCUUGCAGAGAAGCUUGGAGUACCUCAAGAUGAGGCCAGUGACAAGAGAGCCUUCCAGGUGAUUCAGCUGAUCACUUCGGAAGGAGAAGAGACUCUUGCUGAACUUAAGGUGAGUGGUGGGUGCGAGCAUCUUGAGAAACCCAUUCCACUGUCCAAGCUGAUUGCCUUGGAGCCACCCUCCGUGCAUGAGAGCAGCUUUGCUGCAAACAAGGACUAUGCUUUCUGGGACUUGCAUCAGGGAAAGGUUCCCAAGAGCAUGAAGGCAAUUGGAGGCUCAAUCAUCGUUGGCCUGAGUCGCAAUGGCCGGGAUCGGGUCAUCGAGGUGCCGAAGGGCACCCAGCUGGAAUUCGAGCUUCCUGCCCACUUGCAAAAUCCAAGCAGACCUCAAUAUACUGCCAUCAUCGAGUUUCAAAUGAAGCCAUUUCACGGAGUGACCGCCCUCCUGCACACCUCUGCAGAGUUGGGGGAUGCAGAUCUAGUGGUUGAAACCUCCGCCUCGGAGAGUGGAAGUCCUCAACCCACGUUGAAGCUCAGGUCCAGCGGAAGUCAAGAGACGGCCUUGUCUGCGUCCCUGUCAUGGAACUCUUGGCACCGCGUCGUGUUGACACGCUCGGCCGAGGGAUUUGCAAGCCUCAUAGUGGACCGACGUGAGGUCCUACCGGCUGAUGCGGCUGAUCCCCAAAAAGCCAAUCGUUCCUCGCGCCGCGACGGCACCGAGCCCGGCUCUCCGAGCUCUACAGAGCCACCGGCUCUGGGAACACUUCAGAGUGCCUUCCGAGUUUUUGGGUCGAAGCAUGCACAGGAGUCGUCCAAAGGCGGCUUGGCCGUGAGGUUUGUGCUCUUGUGCCGUGAGGCUUUGGGUGCAUCAGCAGUGCAGCUCCUUCUCAGGAAGACCAAGCAGCUGAUGAAAUCGAUUCAACAGCAGCCACUUGUGCUGCAAGAAUUGAAAUUGAUGAAGAAACAGGCCCAUCCAAUAUUCUUGGACGCUUCAUUCUUCGGUUGCUUUUGUGAUGCCUUCAUCAGUGCUGGUGCACAGCCUAAAGAAGUGGCGCAAAGCCAUCGGUUGAUUCUUUUCAUGUUCGAGACCUUGAUCAAGGAGAAUCAGAUGAUGAAAGAUCCUGAUCUGGUGGGCGUCCCGCUGGAUUUGCUGCAGCUGACCUAUGAGCACCUGGAGCGCUCCUCCAAACUCUUUGCGAAGUUUGACCAGUUGUGGGCAUCAUCGGACAUGGAAGAACAAGUGCCUCUGAUCAAGGACCUUCUCAAGCUCUUGAACGAGCUGCGGUCGACCCUAGCAGAGAAGGGACCAGCCUUUGGACCGUUGAUCAUCCCCUUUGGCAUCGUUCAGAGGACUCAGCAAAGCGCCAAGAAGCAAUUCGUGAUCCUUAUCUUGGAGAAGCCGGAUGCCACUUAUCGGCUUACAGUUGUCAAUCCUGGACAGGGAAAAGACUUCCACAAAUCUUCUGUGCAGGGACACCCGAAAGUGAAGUACCAAACGUCAAUGGUUUUCGAGGGCCUGUGUUCUGAAAAAGUGGAGGACGAUGCUUUUUGGCUGACACUUUUCACUGUAGUUCCCACAGUAGGUCCACAGUCAGCAUGGCACCUCCUGUACGAUCUGUUCUUGCCCUUUGUUCUGGGCUCCAAGGGGGAGACCAGGAUGCUCGAAGAUGCGCUUGUUGGUUCCCAAGAGGAUUGGCGAACGCCUCAACGUGGUAGCGGGUGCUGGAAGGUCUUGAUGCAUGCAAUCCGCCAGUUGAUGCGAUCAAACUCGGUCUCAGUUACAAAUGCAAAGCUACUGCAGUGGAGGCUGCGGCAGCAUUUCCUGCAAUUGGCACUGAAAGAUGUCGAUGCUGUUCCGCGACUGAGCCGCAGUCAGAGGACAUGUCUUCGCAUCGCUGCUUCGCAACUUGGGCUUACGGCUGUGAAGCUUAGUGUCCAGAUGCCGGACACACAUGAGCAGCUCGGUUUCCUGAAAGAAUCCAAGCAGAUGAUCGAAAAGGCCGAAGAGGCCCUAGCGGCCAAACCAGUGUUGCAUUCAGGAGAGCUUCCACUUGCUGAGCUGCAGCUUAGUGCUCUGGCCGCGAAAGCGCACGAGCAAACCACUGCUCAUCCCAAUUGGGACUAUUUCGUGGGGCCUCGGCCCAAUCCUGGGCAGUCUCUCAGCAUACCUGCUCAAAUCCCAUUGGAUUUGUUGGCUUUGAGGGAGCGCGCAGAGACUACUGAAGAAGCAAUUCAGGCAAUUUACACGGCUGAUGAGAUUUGCCGCACACUUUCCGGACUACGCCAAUCCGGCCGGUGCAAGUUCGGCCAUCUCUUCAUCAUCAAUGUUUUGCAACAGCUUUUCACAGAAAUCAUCCCUACCCCUUUGGGACCAAUGUCUUCUCACAAAGACAAGCUGUGGUCAUGCAAUGAAGACUUCCAUUCUCCGCACGAGUACCUUACCAGACUCAUGGUAUCAGACUUGCAGCAAACUCUGCUCCGGCUUUGUUCGCAAUUUGCAGCAGCAGCCUUUAGCAUCCACACUGAAAGAACCAACAAGGCGGUUGUGGAUGCAGAGGUGCAGAGAGCACAUUUGACUCGAAGUUUUGAUUCCACAAUCCUUUGCGUCUUUGGGGCGAUAGCUGCCCUGUCUGACCGCUUGGCCCGCAUGACUCCGCAGGACUAUCAGAGCGACUGGCCGGACAAAGCUCGAAAGAGCGAGGAGAGCUCCGGGCUGCUGCCGGUUCCGCUCAACUGUCUGACACAGACCCUGAUGGGAUCGGAAGAUUCGCCCGGCUUUGCCAUUUCAGUGGACAGCUUCGUGGUUCAGUCGGAGACGAUCGAGGUGGCGAUUCCAGAGCUGCACAUGAGUCGUUCGGCCAUCAUCAACUAUUUCGUAGAGGUUGCGGAAUCCAUGGGUUUGCAAGGAGAUCGGGGGCGAAUUCUGUUCGAUUGGGACGAUGGAGGCUGGCGAAUGAAUGCUAGAGACCACUACGGCACUUCAAUUUUUUGCAGAACGCUGGCCGCCUCAUAUUUGCACAAUUCAAGCGCAGAAGGGCUCUUGACUGGGCAGGAUGCGUACCUGAUGGCUGAGUUUCCAGAUUUCAGACCGUUCAGAGACAUCGUCUUCUGGUUCAAGUUUGCAUUAUGCACUGACCUCAGGGUAUUUCCGCGGGGGUCCUUCUCGCAAGGCGAAGCAAGUCUGCGAUGGAAGUUCAAUGGAGAGAGCGGCAGGAGCCUCCCAAACUUUCAGAACACGCUCAUGGCCAGUGAUGUCGAGUUGCUUCUCAGCUACCUCACAGUACCAUAUCUUCGCCAACCAUUGUUGCUUCGCUUUUUCUGUCGACACGACCGUGUGUUGGCUCUCCGCCAUCCAGCCCUGCAAGCCAUGCUGCAGGCAGCACUGUUUGAGCCAGGCCGCCUUGUUUUGAGCGGGAAUGACUCUGAAUGCCCCCAGCAAGUGCCAGCGACUGGCAGAGCAGAGAAGGCCUUGGUGGGGUCGCCAAGUGGCCAACUUUUGCUGGAGCUUACUCAUUCACCGCAGCCAUUGCUGGACGCUCUCACGGAUUGCUUGAAUCUGGCAUUGGAUGUAGCUACUUCAUCAACUUCCAAGACGGUGGACAUGGUUUUGUUCAUUUCACGACUUUAUGCUCGAGUGAUGAGCGCCGUCACGUUCCUGCACCAGAUCAUGAAGGGGGAGCACAGGUCUCAACAAAAGAACUGGGAGUUUGCGCUCCCCAAAUCCGGCACGACCAAGUACCACGAUGUUGUUCAGGUCUUGCACAAGGCCAUGCAGGAGCAUGACCAAUGCAUGUUGGGGCAGCAAGGGCAAGGGCUUUUGAGUUGCCUAGAGCGCUGGUUGAAAGAGCUCUGGGAGGCCAGCCAACAGAAGCCUGACCUCAUGGAUGAAAACGUACAGCGGAUGUGUGACAUUCAUGCUCACAUUCUGCUGCUGCUACGUAGCUUGCCGCUAGUUGGCAGGGCGAAGGGAAGCCAAAAACGUUCUCCGUAUCACCAUGUGGAGAGGCUACUCGGGUCGUAUUCGUUUUUGGUGGCCCAUCACACCUGGAAUGCUGGUUUCCUGCAGAUACCUGAGCCAGAGGUGAUGGAGGUUCUUCAGGUGCACAGGCGGUUCUUGUUGGAAUGGCUUGAUUCUUGUGAUUCCAGCAGCCAGUUCAACGAGGCUCUCGACAUAGUUCUCAAGCAGUAUGCGCUUGAAGACCGUGGUCGCGAGGGGGGUGAAGUGCAAGGCAAAAAGGCCUGGGGCAAGAUCAAUGAUGAUAUUUUGAAAUCAACGGGGUGCUAUGCGCUUGAUGAACGUGGUGAUUCUGAAUGCAUCAAGCACUUGCCUCGAAAGGACGUCUAUUGGUUGGAAGUCAAUCUCCAAUUGCUCCAAGUCUCGAUGAGGGGCACGUCUAUACAAGCUUUGGACGAGGAUCUCAUCAAAAGCCCAGCUUUGCAAAAGGUCUUGUACCGUGAAAACCGGGAACUGCGAACCAUGCAGGGAAGCAGAACCCUUGAGAGUUCCACUGUGGUGGUGUUCGAGCUCAUGUCGCAUGACUUUAUGAUCUUGAAAUGGGCUUCAGUCUCUCCUGGUUCCCCAGAGUUCCUACCUGUUUGCGUUGGCUAUGAUGACUUGUACGAUGCGGAGGAACUGCAAGAAGGAUUGGAGUGGAUCGGAGACCUAUUUGAGCCCAUCAGGAUGCAAUUCUGGCCGCCCAACCCGCAAGAACCUCCGAUGAAGUUCCUCCUCAACAGCGAAGCUCCCGUGUCGGCACCGGUGGCAAUUCUCGCUUGCUGCCAUCCAAAGGUACCAGGAAAGAUUUGGAAAGAGAUGCAUGUCUUCAGGGACUUGCAGAUGGUUCAAGUCUUUGGCAUUCGCAGCUACGGGCAUCGAUUCUAUCGAGUGCUCGAAUACUGCACCGACUGCCGCUUUAGCUUGCGGCACAUGCAGCCGAGCGCUGACGAGAGAGAAUCCAUUUGGCCAACCCUGGAGCGGUUUGCAGCUGGCAAGCCUUCUGGAUUGGGUGAGCAGCCUCCUUCAGUGACAGUUUGCCGUCGCCAGCUGAACGUUGGCGCAGCGAUUGAAGAGGAGAGGCAAGUCCUUGGUUUGCCCUGGCCUCCACAGAGGCCCGAAAACGAGUCGGACGACGAGGGCAUGGACUCCUCAGAUUCAGAACUUGACAUGAGUGACAUUACCUUGCAGAAAUCUCAAGUUCAAUUUGUGGAGGCACCUGACGGCUCAAAGGAAUGUCAUGAGAUGAUCUUCAGCCUUGUCCAGGAAGCUGAGCCUGACACCGACAAAAGCGACCACAAGUACAAUCUUGAAGUUGCCAAGCAAUCUCAUAAGGGACAAGACUUUAACGAGGGAGAUGAUGUAACAAUCCGGAAGAUGGGCGUUGCCGAAGCGAAGCAGAUUUUGGAGAACUCCCCAGCUGGGUGGGCUGAUCGUUUGACACAACACCUCGGCACCAUGGUGAAAGUCGUCAGGGUAACUGACAGUGGCACCGUAAAAGUGAAAGCAGAAGGUGGGUCGACUUCAUUCUGGCCAAAGUCGAUGCUUGAGCGAAAGACGGAGGACACCUCGAAGACCGCACCUCCGCUGGGCAAGCAGAUUCUGAGCUUCCGGGAGUAUGACCCUGUCACAGGAGAGCUCAAAUUCAUGGUCCGGGGAACCGAGAGAGGUGGGACGCUGGACACCUGCCGUAUCCCACUGCUGCAAAGCGGCGCCAUCCUACGUGAUUUGCUCCGCCUAGCACAGGUGGCCGAGGUUAAAGGCCUCGAGGCGGCUGCGCGCACAGCACGAGCAGCCCGCGGCAUCAGUUGGUCCAAGUUGACGCGGAGAGGGGAGCUGUUCUUGCCCAAGGAAGUUCUGCUUGGGGUGGUGCCCGCGUGCCUUUUGGAGACCUACCACUUCUAUCAAGACAUGACAGAGGAUGCCGUCCUGCGUGGUUAUCCGCUCAACCAGAAGCACGAGGAGGAAGCCUUCGCUAGCAUGGAUCAUUGGCUGUUGGUCAGACUUGUGAAAAGGCAUACCUCAAAGCACACUGGGAGCACAGGCCUUCAUGCCUUUGUGAGAAAAAUCACGAAGUCCCCCACAGGAAAGACCUUGGCAGGGCCAAAGCUGGUUGACUUGCUCUUCGCAGAGGAGGGCUCCCCCGGCUUUGUCGUCGCUCAGGUCAUUUCAAGGCUUGAAAACCUAUCGCACUGCUUGGCAUGGUCUUACGAUGUGGAUGGAGCUGCGGGAUCUUCCAUUGACAUCCUUGAGCUGCCCAGAUUGCGCUUGAGUUUCGAGCACAAAGAUGGCCAGCUGCUCUCCAAGGACUUCAAGGGCAUGCGCUUGGUGACUCAUGCCCCGCCCAGAGUGGUGCAAUUGAUGAGAGGGCUUCCUCACAGCGUUCCGCUUCAGGACCGGAAUGACAACUACCACAUUUUGGUGCCUUUUGUUCUAACCCACCGGCCAGACAUUGAGUCGGACCCAUUCUCAGGCGAACUGGUCUUGGAGCGAGAGAAUCGGGUAUGGUCAGCCCACAGAGUCAAGGUGUUUCUGUACGAAGUCCACUUGUCACAGACUUUCCUUUACACACCAACUCCGACAGCUGCACUCUAUUUGUUGUUGCUGAAGUUCCAGCACAGGCUCUAUGAUGAGGUGGCUCGGUUGGUGCUUUCCAUAGCCACUGAUAGCAGAUACCAAGACGAGCCUUUUCAUGUGUUCUCACACUUGCAGACUGUGGUGGACGAUCAGCAUCCGGAUGCUUGUGCUUGUAAGGUGAAGAUUGGAGUGGUCACCGGUGAUGCUGACAUGCAACUGCCGAUGAGGCUAGACUUGGAGAUGGCGCUCUACGUGCAAAAGCUUCACCAUGUGUCGGCCUCGUGCCGUCUCACUUUGGAAGAGGAACAGCGAGCUUUGCAACUGAUCGAUGAUCACAACGAGCGCUUACGGAUUGCAUUGGAACACCUGGAGUCUGUCCCAAGGAGAGAUUGGGCUGAGAAGGUGGAGGAUAAAAAGUUCCUGGCUGCAUUUCAGGCUUUGCUUCGUUCAGCAUCUCUGCCAGUGCACAUGGAGGAUGCCAAGCGGCUCCUUGUGCAGUCAGUCAACUGGAAACAUUUGCCUCCAGACAUGGUUGCCACCCUUUCCAACAGACGAAGCGUGUUGGAAGCUCUUGGAAAGGCACCUUCAAGCCAGGUGGACCUGUGCCAGGUCGAGCUCAGCUUGCCAGCGAGGGGAACAGGUCCCAAGUCUUCACGACCGGGCAGUGUGUUCCAAAGCAAGGACACCAGCUUCAUGACCCGCAGCCCGGACAGCAUCAUCUCAGAACUGGGACAUGUCGGGCUUCCAGACCGACGCAAGCUCAAACUCAACGAUGCCGUGGCCGUCGCCUAUGGAGCUCUUCACUCAGAAGACGCGGGCAGGGAAAUUUUUUGGAUGCUGUACCUGCUCCUCUUCGAGCACAAAUAUGGUGUCAAGGUGCAACUGAGGAAUGGGCAACUUUGCCGCCACUCGCACUGCUUUGGCAGCAUCCUUUUUUUUCUGUCCAGCUUCAGCCGAGCAUUUGGGACUCAGCAAAGCCUCCUGCGUUUGAUGAUCCACAACAAGGAGUUGAUGGAGAAUUUGCCGCCUUUGAUCGCAAAGAAGGAGCGCGAGUUUCAUAGUCAAGUCUGGGAACUGAGCGCUGCUUGUCGAAGGCACCUCUCAGAGUUGUUUUGGCCGCGCAGUGUCGAGACUUUCAAGUGCCUAACCCAAAAGGUCGAAAUAGUUUCCGUGCGUCCAAGUGGCGAGGGGCUGGGUGGUGUUCGACCAGAGCUGCGCAGUGGCCCCUUGGCCAAGCAACUGGACCGCCUUGUUUCUUGGAAGCCCCCGAGGGUUAGCAAUGCCUUGCAAGGGGAGAUCUACCUAGCUUCGCGCCCAUCCAAUCUGGAGCACUUCAGUCGGAGCCCACUGGAAGGCUUAGAAGGCGGGCUGGAGCGGUAUGUGGCCAGUGUUGGGGCCGAACAUGUCAAAGAAACCCUGCCGUUUCAACUUGAGAAGCAUCCCGACAUGAAAUCGCCUCUUUCACAAAAGGCCCUGAAACGUAUCAAAGACGAGAUGCAGCGCUUCGCAGAACAGCAUCGUGAUGACCGAAAACAACUCUUGUUGUUUGUGGACGCAGCGGGCGACAAUAGGCCUCCCGUGCCAGAAGAGACAUUUGACUUGAGGAUUGCCUUGGAAAGGCUGCGAGCUGCUGACGUGAAAGAGAUCGAAAGGUUGACCGAACAUGUGCUGAAAGAAGCUUCCAGUCUCGAUCAUCCUCACGAAAGACCAGCAGAAGAGAUUCUGAGGUUUUGGUUGCUUCGCUAUGCUCGCCAGGAAGCAGAAGCUUGGUUCCAAUUCCUUUGCGCAGUGGUGUGCAGCAAUGCAUCCUUGCAAAACCUACUUCACUUGAACCCCUUCCUCACAAGCAAUCAGUGUGAAAGCUUGGUUCAGCAGGUGGCUGUUCUCAUGCUCCACACCGUCCGAGUGAUUCAAAUCAACCGAGCUUUGGAUCAGCUGCAGAGUUUGAUCUCGGCCAUCAAGAGUCCACCAUCCAAAGCUCACGCAGCUCGCAUCAAGGAGGAAAGCUUUCUUCUUUGUCAGACCUUGGUUGCUGAGAGGUGUUACAUGGCAGGAUGUGAAGCUGGAACCAAGUAUGCUUUGGACCCCAGACUUUUGAGCUUUGAGUUCAGUGACAAGAAGCUGCUACGGCGGCGGCAGGUGGAAUUGGUUCGAGAUUUCUCCAAGUCGGCGGAACAUGAUGUUUCGCUGGUGAAGCAGAUGAUCAUGGGAGCAGGAAAAACGACAGUUGUCUCCCCGCUCUUGGGUAUGCUGCUCGCUGAUGGCAGACGGCUGGUCGUUUUGAUGGUCCCCGCGCCCCUAUUGGAGUUUGCCAAGUCGGUGCUCAACGCCGUGUUUUCCAACAUCGUUCUCAAGCGCACCUUCACCUUCCAGAUGACUCGUAGUGACGACAUCGACUGCCAGCUCUUCAAGAAGAUUAGCAGACUUCGCGACAGUGGGGAUUUGGUUCUGACCGUGCCUAUGGCCACCAAAAGCCUCAUGCUCCGCUUUGUGGAGUCUUUGCUUGUACUGAAUGAUCGGAAGGCCAGACAGAGGACGCCUCAACUCCGAAGCAACAUGGUGAACUUGGGGCAAACUCUUGAACUUUUGCAGGAGUCUGUGGUGCUGAUUGACGAGGUCGACUGGGUGUUGCAUCCUUUGAAGUCUGAGCUGAACUUCCCGAUUGGCGAGAAACAACCCAUAGAUCUCGCUCCCCUUCGCUGGGAACUGCCACUGCAUUUGCUGGAGUCGUGCUUUCUUGCCGCUGUCUCUGACAUAGCUCCGACAAAGAAUGCGACCACUCUGGUGGAGUUGAAGCAGGCAAUCGACAGAGGUUUCGACCAGUGUUUCAUCAUGAAGGAGCCACACAUGGUUCUUUUGGAUGAGAAAUUCUACCAAAAGGAGAUGAAGCCUCCUCUGCUGAAAUGGCUCAACAUUUUCCUGAACCAGAAGCACACUGGAAGACAGUUCAUAGGUGGUGCAGAUGGCCAGGGGCUUCAGUCUGAGGAGGUUCUGGCAUUCGUUGGCAACACCUGCAACAUUUCGAGCAACUACUAUUUGAUACCUGGCAAGUAUAGGCUGACUUACCAAGACACGGACGUCCAGAUCGGUGGCCCAUACUUCGCACGUCCAGGUGAGGGUGGUGACUUCUUUCUCUCUGGACUCAGUCGACCAACUUUGCAGGCGUCGUCAGCGUCACACCAGUGGGUCAUGCAACGAGGAUCUCAGAAGUGGAUCUUGGGGCGGCUGGAGGGUGAGGAGGCUGAGGUGGAAGCCUUUUUCGAGGCCUUUGUGACUCCUGGGGAUGAUGAGUGUCCUGUAUCCUUGCAGUGGCAGCUGGUGAAACUGAAAGAAGAAGAAGGAUGGAAGCUGCGGCCAGACACGCAGAUGGAAGCAAAAGUUGCAACACUUGAGGCAAGGAUGGCUGGAGAGACGCAGAUUAGCGCUCACGACAUCAAAGUCUUGACUUUGGCGAGAGACUGGAUCAAUGUCAUUCUACCACACUGCCUCAAGAAGAUCAACCGUGUCACCUUUGGAUUGAUGACAGAUGAGCAGGUCAACGAUGCUUUGCUAGAGAAUCCACUGAUGUCAGAAACCCGCGGCAAGCUGGGUAUCCCCUUCAUCGGGAAGGACAUGCCGUCACCAGCCGCUGAGUUCCAGCAUCCUGAUGUUUUGGUGGGAUUGAGCUUCUUGAGCUAUCGCUACCAAGGCCUCAGGAAGAGCGACAUGGCCGAUUUGUUGUCGACUUUGUCUGAGAGAUAUUCACGAGAGCCUGGGAAGCCUGGCCAGCGUGCAAGCAACAAGCUAUUCAAAGCAUGGGUUGAAGCUUCAGGCGGGAGAAUUGCAGGCGAGCCCACUGACAAUGCUGAGUUGCCAAAAUUUCGCCAGCUUCAUGAACUAGAGCUCACCAACGAGAGACAGAUGGAGGAGCUACACCAACUACUCCACAAGACUGCGGCGGUGGUUGAUUGGUACCUGAAAAAUUGCAUCUUCCCGGCGUUCAUGCGCUUUCAAAGCCAGCAGCUUUCUGCCAGCGGUGAAGAUCUUGGGGGUGGCAUUCUCUUCAAGACCCGCUUAGGUUUCUCUGGAACUCCUUCGGACUUGAUGCCCAUGGAGUUGGGUUCUUGCGACUUUGAGCCUGGCAGCGAGGGGGAAUGCAUUCACAACCUUUGCACUUCGGAAGGUGGCAUCGUCAGCGUACACGAGAUCGGAGACAAUGAAUGGAACGCCAAGUCCUUGCUGCGACACAUUGCGAGUAGCAGGAAUCCUCCUCUCCAUGCUUUAAUUGAUACUGGGGCGCUCAUCACCGGAAUGACGAACCAAGAAGUUGCUCAGUUCUUGUUGUAUGAUUCCGAGGGCCUUGCUUCAGACUUCGAGGGGUGUGUGUUCGUGUCCGAAAGUGGACGUAAGCAGAUCUUGGUUCGUUCUUCGCAGGCUGUUGUAAACCUUGAUGAGAGCCCUUCGAUCUCUCUUGAAAAGCGCUUUGUGUUCUAUGACCAAGUGCACACGACUGGAAUGGACAUCCAACACAAACCGGAUGCGGUUGCUGCCUUGACCCUGGGCAAAGACAUGGUGUUCCGGGAUUAUUCCCAAGGGGCAUAUCGCAUGCGUGGGAUUGGCAAAGGGCAAAAAAUCCAUUUGCUCAUCGUGCCAGAACUACGGCAGAUGAUGGAUAGCAUGUAUGACCCUUGGCAGUCUUCCGAAGCCUGUCGAACAGACACAGGCGGUGCUGAAUGUGCAGUUCCCCCUGAAUUGCGUGUGCCUCAAGUGGGCGCGUGGCUUAUGCUGAACACCGCUUUAGCCGAUCAGCUGCAGUGGGCAUCCCUGCAGAUGAAGGAUGCGGCAAAUGUGUGGCGACUGCCGGCUUUCCGCUGCUUGUUGGGUCAUGACGGUCGCCUCUCUUUCCGAGAUGUCGAGGAAGAAAAGGUUCAGAAGUCCGCGGCCACUUUCGUAGAUACUGUCAUCAUGAACGUCAAGGAUGAACUUCCGAAAUCACGGGCGAUGGAUGAAAUACUGCAGAGGGCCAUUCAGACAGCCCAGAAAGCGGGCCUUUUGGAAGUUCCACACCCUGAUGCCCCCAGCAGGCCAAAACCGGAAGAGCAGUUCUUCAAAGUUGGUCAGGAGAAGAAAACAGGGAGUGAGAUGUUGAAGAUGGUCCAGGACGAAGUGUCGGAAUUUGUGAAGGCCACCACCUUGCACAUAGACGUCGGCCAAGGCUUGGACGCCGAACAGGAGAAAGAGCAAGAAAAGGAGCAAGAGAAGGAGCAAGAGAAAGAGCAAGAACAGGAGCAGGAGCAAGAAAUGGAGAUUGAAAAGUUUGUCGAUUUGCUCUACUGCCGUGACGACGAAGAGCCUGAUCCCUGGCACUACGAGACCUUGGCCAAGGACCAUGAGGUCCGGUACCAGAUGGUCUUUGGGGACCCUCGAGUUCUUCUGGCGCCUCCUGACCUGGUAGUGAAGCUUGAAGCCUGCGAGGGGGACAAAAGCUUUAACCUGGCUCAAACUAUCCCAGCUGAUGCAACCUUUCCUAUGAAGGUGGUCCUUACACUGAAGUCAAUCCCAGAGCAGUUCUACAGAGCGGCUGAGUUCAAGGUCAACAAGCUUUGUCCAUCGUUGCCUUACUUGCCAGCAGACCUUCUGAUCUCGAGGAACUAUUUCAACCGAAGUUGGUCGGGCUUCAGAAGGGUGAAGAAUGUGGCAGUGGUUCUGGAAUGGAGUCGUCCAGUUUCUGGAGAUGGAGCUUCUGGCGUGAGAGUUCACAUAUCGACAGAGGCACCAUGGAAGCAGGAGCAGCAGGAGGCCAGAAUCACAGAUUGUCUCCAAAGAGUUUGGCCUCUCUUCGACACAGAUGGCGGACAUCUCCUGGCCAAGCAGGUGCAGCUGGUCACAGCUGCCGCCUUUGAUUUGGGCUCAGAUUUCAUGGACUGUGUUGGAGAGGAUUUGGGCAUGGACGGGAUACGGAACGUUUUGUCUUCAAAUGUUCAUCAUGAGACUGAAGCCGACCGCUUCUUUGUCUUAGUCAGCCUCGCUGAAGCAGAGACCCUGCGACGCAUCGCCCACUGCAAGAGCAGCAAAGACGGUCCAGUCUUCGCUGGUGCCAAGCAUGCCAGUUUUGCAUUGAGAUCUUUGGUGGAUUGGAGCAAGCCUUUUGACAAAGCUUCCGGCUUUGAGCAAGGCGAGAAAGGCUUUCAGACACAGCAAGCCGCGCAAGUCUCAAGGUUCCUCAACUGCGAGACCUCUUUCGAAGGACAUCAAGUGAACGCAGUCAGUUGA